This is a messenger RNA of Mesorhabditis spiculigera, 495 nucleotides long. Lineage: Eukaryota; Metazoa; Nematoda; Chromadorea; Rhabditida; Rhabditidae. The record is from the annotation of a GenBank genome assembly.
AUGCCAUUUUUUGCGCUUGCUCUGAGCGCUGAGCUAAGCAAUGUCACGAGGCUUGGCCCGUCAGACAUUGAAGAGUUUCGCUGGCAUCUGAAGUUUCGCUGCCAGAGUUGUGAGGAAGUGUCGGAGAAGUGGCACUGGGCUGUUCUGACCGAAGGGUCUUCUAUCGAUCUGUCGUCCUCUCGAGGUGCCGCACAGUUCGCCGAAAAAUGUCCAGGCUGUGGGAGGGUCAACACACUGAGGGUUGUCGAAAAAUCGUUCAAGGAAUAUUCGAUCGAAAAGAAUGGGCAGUUCCAGCAUAUUGCCCGCUUCGAAUGUCGGGGCAUGGUGCCCAUCGAAUUUAAGCCAUCGGAUGGCUGGCACUGUUACGGCGAGGAGACGGAUACGCACUUUGAUGAUAUCGAUCUGUCUGAGGAUUGGGCCGAGUAUGAUGAAAAGGCUCAGUUGCCGGUCGAGAUUAACAACGUUCGCGCUGAAUUUGUCAAAGUCAAGGACCGA